Molecule: messenger RNA, 1384 nt
Organism: Archocentrus centrarchus (flier cichlid)
Lineage: Eukaryota; Metazoa; Chordata; Actinopteri; Cichliformes; Cichlidae
Product: RNA binding protein fox-1 homolog 3-like
Exons: 14
Coding region: 123-1319 (398 amino acids)
Biological process (GO): nervous system development; regulation of alternative mRNA splicing, via spliceosome
Cellular component (GO): cytoplasm; nucleus
Molecular function (GO): mRNA binding
Source: RefSeq, a predicted model, not a curated record
GAGGGACUGGUGCCACGCUCCCAUCCCUGUGCUCCUUCAACAACAACACUGGUCCUUCAGCACCUGUGCCAACAGCAGCGAGUCGCGUGACCCAGCUUCAGGCCCACCGGCUUCACCUGUACAUGGAGACCCCCAGCUGGGCAGGAAACACAUUGUGUAAGUCAGGAAGCAUUGCUGUCUUUGGGAACGUGGUAUACAGCGGACUGCUGAACGAUCACCUCUGGCAUUUGGGAGUGCCCCUCUUUACAAGACUGGGUAACCAAGAGGCCACCAACCCCCCAGAAGCGAUGGCCCAGCCGUACACCCCAGCCCAGUACCCGCCUCCCCCACAGAAUGGCAUUCCCGCAGAGUUCGCGGCACCGCACCCGCUUCCGACGCAGGACUACACCGGGCAGAGCCGGGUGCCCGAGCAUGCCAUGACCCUCUACACGCCCACACAGACGCACAGCGAGCCGGCCGGCACUGACAACAGCACGCCCGCCAUCACCGCCACCACGACCGCACCGGUCAGUGUUCUUCAUGAUCUGCAAACACUGUUCUCAACACGCUGUCAGCAAACAGAUGAUGUGACGCAAACAGAGGGCUCUCAGCAGCUCCAGCUCCAGCACUCAGACUCUUCAGAGAAACAGCAGCCCAAAAGGUUACAUGUCUCCAACAUUCCCUUCCGCUUCCGGGACCCUGACCUAAGGCAAAUGUUUGGGCAAUUUGGAAAGAUUUUAGAUGUGGAGAUUAUCUUUAAUGAGCGAGGAUCCAAGGGCUUUGGGUUUGUAACUUUUGAAACAAGCACAGAUGCUGAUCGUGCACGGGAGAAACUAAACGGUACAAUCGUAGAGGGACGCAAAAUAGAGGUGAACAACGCAACAGCACGAGUGAUGACAAACAAAAAAGUGGCCAACCCGUACACGAAUGGCUGGAAGCUGAAUCCAGUGGUAGGAGCUGUCUAUGGUCCUGAACUGUAUGCCGUAACAGGAUUUCCCUACCCUGCCACAGGCGCUACGGUGGCCUAUAGGGGUGCCCACUUGCGGGGACGGGGACGGGCUGUGUACAACACAUUCCGCACAGCUCCACCUCCACCACCAAUCCCAGCUUACGGAGCGGUGGUGUACCAAGAUGGCUUCUAUGGUGCAGAGAUCUAUGGUGGCUAUGCAGCAUACAGAUUUGCCCAACCCACCACCACCGCUGCUUACAGUGACAGCUAUGGCAGAGUCUAUGCAACAGCAGACCCUUAUCACCACACGAUUGGCCCUGCAGCCACAUACAGUGUGGGGACCAUGGCUAGCCUAUACAGAGGAGGGUACAGUCGCUUCACUCCCUACUAAAAGAAAGAAAAAAGCGAGCAAAGACAGAGACAUUACCCCAACAAACAAACAAAAAAAAAACCCUC